Molecule: messenger RNA, 614 nt
Organism: Dioscorea cayenensis subsp. rotundata (Guinea yam)
Lineage: Eukaryota; Viridiplantae; Streptophyta; Magnoliopsida; Dioscoreales; Dioscoreaceae
Exons: 3
Coding region: 59-511 (150 amino acids)
Biological process (GO): circadian rhythm; regulation of DNA-templated transcription
Source: RefSeq, a predicted model, not a curated record
AGCUGCAUUUGCAAGAAACCAUUAUUAAACUUUAUUUUAUAAUCAGUUUCAGAAUGUAAUGGUUAAUAGCAAAAGUGAUGCAAUUGCCGAUUUGGAUAAGCCGGAAUGUAUGGAGCAAACAGUAUUGCAGGAACUCGAACAUGUAAUGAUUCAGAUGAAUAAUGAGACACGAAUGUGCUUCCGAAAUGCUUUGUAUCGUCUCGCAGAAAACUCAAAACGAGUCGAAUACAAAAAUAGAGAUGUAGAACUCAACUGUGAAAAUUCAAGGAAGGAAAAAAAUCAUGUGGUGGCGAAAUUGAAUGCGAUCGACAGGAUGGUAGCGAACAUGAUGUUUUGCAAUCCAUUCUUCAGUCCACACAAUUUUUUAGCUGAAACAACAACUGAAAGCAGCUUGAAAAAUUCUUUUGAUGAUCAAACCUCAAUGCAUCUUCAAGCAUCAACAAGUGAGAAAUCUGAAAGUGUAGCUGAAUACUUCUCUGAAGUUAGUGACAGUCAUUCAAAUCACUUUUGAUUUUUGUGCAUAAAUCAUAUCAAAAUUAUUAUUUAAUAGCAUUUAUUUGUUUUGAAUUUUGUUAACUGCCGGCAUGAAUUCUUGAAGUCACUAUUUGACAUUA